GCGGGCGGCACUGCGUGGAGCCCGGCGCCGGCCGCGGCAGGCGCCCCGGUUCCUGCCCGCUCCCGCGGAGGAGCCGCCGCCCGCCGGGCACCAUGAACAGCAGCGGCGCCCACAUCACCUACGCCAGCCGCAAGCGGCGGAAGCCGGUGCAGAAAACUGUCAAGCCAAUCCCAGCUGAAGGAAUCAAGUCAAAUCCUUCCAAGCGACAUAGAGACCGACUUAAUACAGAGUUGGACCGUUUGGCUAGUCUGCUGCCUUUUCCACAAGAUGUUAUUAAUAAGCUGGACAAACUUUCAGUGCUUAGGCUCAGUGUCAGUUACCUAAGGGCCAAGAGCUUCUUUGAUGUUGCAUUACAGUCCUCCCCAACUGACAGAAAUGAAGUCCAGGAAAACUGUAGAACAAAAUUCAGAGAAGGUCUGCAUCUGCAAGAAGGAGAAUUCUUAUUACAGGCUCUGAAUGGCUUUGUGCUGGUUGUCACCACAGAUGCUUUGGUCUUUUAUGCUUCUUCUACCAUACAAGAUUACCUAGGGUUUCAGCAGUCUGAUGUCAUACAUCAGAGCGUAUAUGAACUUAUUCAUACUGAAGACCGAGGUGAAUUUCAGCGUCAGCUACACUGGACAUUAAACCCUUCACAGUGUACAGACUCUGGACAAGGAGUUGAUGACGCUAAUGGGCUGCCACAGCCAGUAGUCUGUUAUAACCCAGACCAGCUUCCUCCAGAAAACUCUUCCUUAAUGGAAAGGAGCUUCGUGUGCCGACUAAGGUGUCUGCUGGAUAAUUCGUCCGGUUUUCUGGCAAUGAAUUUCCAAGGGAGGUUAAAGUAUCUUCAUGGACAGAACAAGAAAGGGAAAGAUGGUUCAAUACUGCCACCUCAGUUGGCUUUGUUUGCAAUAGCUACUCCACUUCAACCACCAUCCAUCCUUGAGAUCCGAACCAAAAAUUUCAUCUUUAGAACCAAACACAAACUAGACUUUACACCUACUGCUUGUGAUGCCAAAGGAAAACUUGUUUUAGGCUAUACUGAAGCAGAGUUGUGCAUGAGGGGAUCAGGAUACCAAUUUAUUCAUGCUGCUGAUAUGCUUUAUUGUGCUGAGUACCAUAUCCGGAUGAUUAAGACAGGAGAGAGUGGCAUGAUAGUAUUCAGGCUCCUUACCAAAGACAAUCGAUGGACCUGGGUUCAGUCUAAUGCACGUUUAGUGUAUAAAAAUGGAAGACCAGAUUAUAUCAUUGCAACACAGAGACCUCUAACAGAUGAAGAAGGAACAGAACAUUUACGAAAACGAAAUAUGAAGUUGCCUUUUAUGUUUACUACUGGAGAAGCUGUGUUGUAUGAGAUAACAAAUCCCUUUCCUCCCAUGAUGGAUCCCUUACCACUAAGGACUAAAAAUGGUGCAAGUGGAAGAGAUUCUGCUACCAAAUCAACUCUAAAUAAGGAUUCUCUCAAUCCCAAUUCCCUCCUGGCUGCCAUGAUGCAACAAGAUGAGUCUAUUUAUCUCUAUCCUUCCUCAAGUAGUACACCAUUUGAAAGAAAUCUUUUUAAUGACUCUAUGAAUGAAUGCAGUAAUUGGCAAGACAAUAUCACACCCAUGGGAAGUGAUAGUAUCCUAAAACAUGAGCAAAUAGGUCAUUCUCAGGAAAUGAAUCCAACACUCUCUGGAGUUCAACCAGGGCUCCUUCCUGACAAUAGAAAUAGUGACUUGUAUAGCAUUAUGAAACACCUAGGUAUUGAUUUUGAAGAUAUCAAACACAUGCAACAGAAUGAGGAAUUUUUCAGAACUGACUUUUCUGGUGAGGAUGACUUCAGAGAUAUUGAUAUAACAGAUGAAAUCCUGACAUACGUCCAAGAUUCUUUAAGUAAGCCUGCCUUCGGGUGUUCAGAUUACCAGCAGCAACAGCCCAUGGCUCUGAACUCCAGCUGUAUGGUACAGGAGCACCUGCAGUUAGAACAGCAGCAGCAGCAGCAGCAGCAGCUCCUCCAACACCACCAAAAUCACAUAGCAGUGGAGCAGCAGCAGCAACUGUGUCAGAAAAUGAAGCAUAUGCAAGUCAAUGGCAUGUUUGCCAAUUGGAACUCUAACCAGUCUGUGCCUUUUAGUUGUCCUCAGCAAGAUCUACAACAGUAUAGUGUCUUUUCAGACUUACCUGGGACCAGUCAGGAGUUUCCCUACAAAUCUGAGAUUGAUGCUAUGCCAUGUACACAGAACUUUAUUCCCUGUAAUCAGUCUGUGUUACCACAGCAUUCUAAGGGGACACAGUUAGACUUUCCCAUAGGAAAUUUUGAACCAUCCCCCUACCAUACUACUAAUUUGGAAGACUUUGUCACAUGUUUACAAGUCCCUGAAAACCAAACACAUGGACUAAAUCCAGAGUCAACCAUAGUAACUCCUCAGUCCUGUUAUGCCGGGGCUGUGUCCAUGUACCAGUGCCAGCCGGAACCUCAGCACAGCCAUGUGGCUCAGAUGCCAUACAAUCCAACCAUGCCAGGUCCACAGGCAUUUUUAAACAAGUUUCAGAAUGGAGGAGUUUUAAAUGAAACCUAUCCCGCUGAAUUAAGUAAUAUAAAUAACACUCAGACUCCCACACAUCUUCAGCCCCUUCAUCACCCACCAGAAGCCAGACCUUUCCCUGAUUUGACAUCCAGUGGAUUCCUGUAAUUCCAAGCCCCUUUUGCACCUUGGUUUUUGGAUGAGUUUGCAGAAGAUUACAGAAUAAUAAUACUGUCAGUGUUGGUCAUCAGCAAGUUUACAUGGAGGCAUUGAUGUGUGUUGUUUGUGCUAUUUUUCCAAACCAAACUUCAGUGUUUUUAAGAGUUAAGAAAAUUACCAGAAAUACAUAUAGUCAUUAAACUAUAAAUUGUGCUGCCACAGGGAGUGAGGUUCCAUCUCUAUUUCACAUGAUUCUGAGUACCAGAGAAUAUACAAAACUUAUUUAGGGGAACUGUAGGACACUUUUAAAUAAAAAUUUGUCAGAAAAAAAUACUUUUGAAUUUUCAGCUUCUAGAUUAUUAUUAAUAUACCAAAUACAAAAUUAAACUCCUUUUGUUUAGCUUUGGCUUUUAUCUCAGAUAUUAAAGUAAGUGAUUUGGUGCUUUUAUAAAAGAUAAUCUCAGUGCUUUCCUCCUUCAUUGUUAAUAUAAGUGCCUCACAAUUUUUUAUACCUAUAACACUGUAGGAUGUAUAUUUGAUAGAAAAUAUACUUUUUUUAAUAACAUUCUGUGCACAAAUAUCAUUUGUAUUUCUUAAAUCAGUCAUUUUUAUUAUUCCAAGCAUGUUUUAAACUGCACUACUCACCCACUUUCUUCAGGAAAAGGGCAAAUAAUGAUUGAAAAGAUAUUUAUUAUAUAAUCUAGUCGCUCCUAGACUUUAAAUGUUGCUCUGUGCCUUAUGUUGAAAAUUUUUCGAAGUAAAUUGUGUUUCCAAAUUAUUUUUUGAUUAUCCUAUAAAUAUUAAGACCACAGCACUAAAAUUCGAAGUUUUCAGAAGAAAGAGAUAUACUACCAUUUACUAAAAUCUCCAUGAUAGUUGAAUGUUGCAAUGUGGAAAAAUCUGCUUGAAUGCAACCUUGUUUAUUAACUUGCAAUGAGAGGUAGCUUUAUUUCUAGCUCUUUAAUCAAUCACCCAUUUCAAUGUGUAUAAAUUCCUUAAAAACUAUUUUAGAUCUAGAAUGAGCUUUAAGGUAUAGUAUGUUGACUUUAUAAAUUUCACUUCUUAGUACGGUGGAAACUUUGUUUUUCUCAUAUUUGAGGAGUGUUCAGAUUGAAUAUAGCAAUGUUUGAUGCAAAAUAUUGUUAUGAGUGAAAUGAAUGGUGCAUUUAUAGUUUAUAAUGAACAAAAUUAUUUGUAAAAUAUUUUCAAUCUUUCAUUUAAAAAAAAGUCUAUACCUUAUAUAUGCAUAUAAUUUGGGUCUUAGAUAUUUUAUCUGUGUGUCUUUGUAAGAAAUCAUAUAAUGAAUCCAACUGUUUUUACCUUGAUAUUGAGACAACCAUGCAGUUCUCUUAACUUCAAGCAUUAUGUUGUUUCUAUGAUAAAAUGACCUUUAUUAUUAAUCACCCUACUAACUUGACCGUCCCUCAGGUGAUUUUUUAAAAAAUACCCUUUUAUUUAAAUGUGACAUCUGAAGGGCAGACACAUUGCAUGUAUUGCAUAAAAAUAUGAUGGAGUAACAAACUGAGAUGUAGUAUUAAAAUAUAACAUUUUUCACUUUUUUAGUAAAUGUAUAUAAAAGUGGCUUCAGAUAAAAUGUCAGUUCUAUGCAUUUUUAGUCAAAAUUUUGAAUCUGUAAAAUCUAUUUAAAUUCUGAAAAAAACAGAUUUUAAAACAUUUCAUAAUUUGUUUCCAGCACCAAGUAUCACAGAAGAAUUAGAGUAGGGUCUGCAUUAAUAUUCCAUUUUUUACACAUAAGCCUUUCAUCAAAAGUCUUCAUGUAACCGUUUUUGUUAGUCUUUCCCAACAUGUUACUGGGUGAGUUAAUUAGCAGAAAAAUAGGCUUAUUUAAAAUUGUGAAUAGGAUGACAGUUAUGCACUUGUACAAUUACAAAAUUUUAAAGCAAUAUUGUAUAUUUUUAUCUAUAUAAAAUAACUAAAAUGUAUCUAAGAAUAAUAAAAUCACAUUAAACCAAAUAACCAUUUGUCUAUAUUGCUAAGUGCCAAACAAAGAAUGCUCUAUGUGUACUGCUCUAACAAGGGAUUCCUUUUUACAUGAAGCGCACUUCUGAGGAUGUGGAUAUGUCUAAUUCGAACUCUUCCUAUACCAGGUUGUUCUUACAGUAUCUGAAGAUUUACCAGUGUUCUGGUGUAUUAGGAAACUGUUAAUCAUUACUAUGCACCAAAUAGUGUUUCUCAGUAUUACCAAAUUUUAGGCACAUGUUUUCAUGGCUUUUCUCUUUUCUUCAAAAUGUUACUGUUUACCUAUGCCAUGCAUACAUUUUUGUUCAAAAUAUGAUUUAUAACAUCCUUAUCAAGCAAAAUUGUAUACAGUAAUAUAUGGUAAUAAAAUAAUCACUAAGUAUAAA
Canis lupus familiaris (dog) is the source of this 5011-nucleotide messenger RNA. RefSeq names its product aryl hydrocarbon receptor (gene AHR). Gene Ontology annotation, molecular function: protein dimerization activity; transcription cis-regulatory region binding; nuclear receptor activity. The record is from RefSeq and is a predicted model, not a curated record. The coding region runs from base 93 to 2654 and encodes 853 amino acids. Gene Ontology annotation, cellular component: aryl hydrocarbon receptor complex; nucleus. The transcript is spliced from 11 exons. Gene Ontology annotation, biological process: regulation of transcription by RNA polymerase II. NCBI's taxonomy places the organism in Eukaryota, Metazoa, Chordata, Mammalia, Carnivora, Canidae.